Messenger RNA from Aspergillus uvarum CBS 121591, 1946 nucleotides. RefSeq names its product putative aldehyde dehydrogenase. Lineage: Eukaryota; Fungi; Ascomycota; Eurotiomycetes; Eurotiales; Aspergillaceae. The record is from RefSeq and is a predicted model, not a curated record. Bases 342 to 1829 code for a protein of 495 amino acids. The transcript has 5 exons. Gene Ontology annotation, molecular function: aldehyde dehydrogenase (NAD+) activity.
ACUGUUGACGCAGAAGCCAAUCCAGGAAACUCGUACUUGUCCGGCUUAUGCCACUUUGCAAGAACGAGGGGUCCAGUGAGUGAUGUUGAUGCGCCAUCCUGCUAAGUCAGAGAGUCUCACAAGUGCGCUGUCGGGCAUAUCAGUCAUCAGCAUAAGCCGGAUCGGCAUUGUUCCCCGCAUCUCCCGGCCGGAACACAUUCCGAGGUGCGGAAUGCCCACGGAAUCGGUGCGGGGCAGCCUUAUGCUCCAUCGUUGCCAUGCUAUAAGAUAACUAUAUCCUCCAGCACCACAGCUUGCAUCGAGUCUGCUUCGGAUACUUUCUCUGUUACAACUCAAGCACAAUGGCCUCCAUCACACUCACCGGCUCCAAAGGUCGUCAAAUCGAAGUCCCAACCACCCUCUUCAUCAACAACGAAUUCACCCCCGCAACCAACAAUGCCACUCUGGCCGUCGAGAAUCCCACCACCGGUGAGACUCUCGCAGAUGUUUCCGCGGCUAGCCCGGAGGACAUCGACCGCGCAGUCAAGGCAGCGACGGCAGCCUUCCCCGCAUGGAAAGCCACCCCGGGGCCCGAGCGCGCCGCACUGCUCCACAAACUGGCGGAUCUGAUCGAACGAGACGCAGAGGAAUUUGCAUCUAUUGAGGCGCUGGAGGGCGGCAUUCUGUACACCGACAGUUUAGGUCUGAAUGUGCCACAGGCCGUGUCGACUAUUCGGUAUUACGCUGGGUGGGCGGACAAGAUUGACGGCAAAACGCUGCAUAUCCCGGGGGGCGUGGGCUAUACCUUCCGCGAGCCCUUGGGGGUCUGUGCGGCCAUUGUGCCUUGGAAUGGGCCACUAAUGAUAACAGCCUGGAAACUCGCCCCCGCCCUCGCCACCGGCAACACCCUUAUCAUCAAACCCUCCGAACUGACCCCUCUCAACGCCCUCAAGCUCGCCCAACUGAUCCGCGAGGCCGGAUUGCCCGCGGGCGUGGUCAACAUCGUGCCCGGCGACGGCCCCUCCGCCGGGGCCGCCCUCUCCCACCACCCGAACAUCCGCAAACUUUCCUUCACCGGCUCCACCGCCGCGGGUCGCGCAAUCCUCCGCGCCUCCGCCGCCAGCAACCUCAAGCAAGUCUCGCUGGAACUCGGCGGCAAGGGCCCAAGCCUCGUCUUCGCGGACUGCGACCUGGCCAACGCCCUCCUCUGGACGCGCAUCGGUAUCACCGCCAACAACGGGCAGAUCUGCGCCGCCGGGUCGCGCAUCUACGUCCAGCGGCCCAUCUACGAGCAGUUCCUCGAGGCGUACGCGCAGGCCGCGGCGGAGAACCAACCCGUCACUGGCAACCCGCUGGAGGAGACGACCACCAAGGGGCCUGUGGCGAGUAAGGCGCAGUUCGAGAAGAUCCUCGGGUACAUUGCCGAGGGGAAGAGCUCGGGGCGGCGGUUGUUGUUCGGUGGCGAGCAGAUCGGGGAUAAAGGGUAUUUCGUGCAAAACACGGCGUUCGCGGAUGUCGGGCAGACGGAUAAAAUCAUGCAGGAGGAGAUCUUUGGGCCGGUUGCGAGCAUCGCCCCCUUCGACACGGAGGAAGACGCUAUCCGCCUGGCUAACGAUUCCCUGCACGGACUGAGCGCGGCGGUGUUCACCAAUGACAUCAACUGCGCGCAUCGGGUCACCGCCGCCCUGGAGACGGGCCAGGUCACGGUCAACGCAUGGUCGCUGCUGAGCGCCAACGCCCCGUUCGGUGGCGUCAAGGAGAGUGGGUUCGGUCGGGACAUGGGCGAGGAGGCGUUGGACUGUUGGACCACCGUUAAGUCGGUCAAGUACAGCAUUGCGCCGAGGUUGUAGUUCUUAUUUACCUGUGUUAUGAAUCUAGCCAUGCAAGCUGCACAAAAACAAUCAAGAUAACUGACUGUGUGAACUCCUUCCUCAGCUUCCCAUACUAGUCAUACUAUUGGCAUCGGG